CCUCCGACGUUGGACUUCACGCCGGAGAACCACGAUCGCUGUUUAUCUCUUAGAGGUCUAAUGGACAAUGGGAAACAAGUGAAAAACGAUAACUAUGCUGCUGAUAUUGCUUCCAUAAGGGAGGCGAGAGUCCGUAUUGCUCCAUAUUUUCAUGAAACUCCAGUGCUUACCUUGAAGUCUUUAGAUUCUAUAGCUUCCAAACGGUUGUAUUUCAAGUGUGAAUGCUUUCAAAAAGGAGGAGCCUUUAAGAUUAGGGGAGCUUCAAAUGCUAUAUUCUCCCUUUCUGAUGAUCAAGCUGCCAAAGGCGUUUUGACACACAGCAGUGGUAACCAUGCUGCAGCAGUGGCUUUGGCUGCAAAGCUCCGUGGAAUCCCAGCAUAUGUUGUCAUACCGAAAAAUGCUCCAAAAUGCAAGGUUGAGAAUGUCAGGCGGUAUGGUGGUCAAAUCUUCUGGAGUGAAUCAACGAUCCAAUCAAGAGAGAGUAUUACUGAGAAAGUUCAGCAAGAUACUGGUGCAAUUUUGGUUCAUCCUUUCAACAAUAGAUUCACCAUCAGGUUUUGUAUUUGUCAUUGACCACUUGAUCUAAUCUCCAUUGUAACUUUGGUG
Molecule: messenger RNA, 606 nt
Organism: Zingiber officinale
Lineage: Eukaryota; Viridiplantae; Streptophyta; Magnoliopsida; Zingiberales; Zingiberaceae
Product: serine racemase-like
Exons: 4
Coding region: 61-573 (170 amino acids)
Biological process (GO): L-serine metabolic process; pyruvate biosynthetic process; D-serine biosynthetic process
Molecular function (GO): L-serine ammonia-lyase activity; ATP binding; pyridoxal phosphate binding
Source: RefSeq, a predicted model, not a curated record